Molecule: messenger RNA, 4903 nt
Organism: Rattus norvegicus (Norway rat)
Lineage: Eukaryota; Metazoa; Chordata; Mammalia; Rodentia; Muridae
Gene: Fchsd1
Product: FCH and double SH3 domains 1
Biological process (GO): membrane organization; positive regulation of actin filament polymerization
Cellular component (GO): cytoplasmic vesicle; cytosol; cuticular plate
Source: RefSeq, a predicted model, not a curated record
UCUCUCUCUCUCUCUCUCUCUCUCUCUCUCUCUCUCUCUCUCUCUCUCUCUCUCUCUCUCUCCUCUCAAAUCGGUAAACUGGGAGAAGAUCCAAAAUGAUGACAAGAGCUUUCCAGGUCACACACCCCUUCACUGAAACCAUUAAUGCUCACUGGAGCCCAGGAUGUACCUGUCUUUUCCUCUGGACUCAUUUCUGCGGGCUCCGGGGCUAUUUCUUACCUCUGUCAUGCUAGCAUUUCCAGUUCGGCGGGGAUUAGGGAAAGGUGCCUCCCUUUGUUAGAGGCAUUUUCGUUCAGGUGUCCGGUGACUCAGUUUCCCUGUCUUCUGACUUAGUGUAGGGACUGGUGAUAAGCAUAUGUAAAUGAAUGACCAGAAGUAAUUACAGGUUGAAUCAGUGGGUAUACUAGAAAUAGAACCCAGGCGUCUUGACUCAGAAGCUCGACGAUCUUCCGACUGCCAGGCACACGCUGCGUCCGCCCGGCGGCCCGGACCUUUCCGGGGUACUUGUAGCAGGGAAUAACAGGUUCAGUUCCUCUGCUGCCCCUGUGUUCUUCCGCGCCCGGCGCGCAGCUUGACGAGCGUGGGCGGAGCGGCCCAACUCUGGGGCGGGGCCUCGUCGUGGGCGGGGCUUCCUCGAGUUCCGGAGUAGAGUGUCUGGCAGCCUUUGGUGGAAUCGCGAUGCAGCCGCCGCCCCGAAAAGUGAAGCCAGCCCAGGAGGUGAAACUUCGCUUUUUGGAGCAGCUGAGUAUCCUUCAGACCCGACAACAGAGGGAGGCGGAUCUACUGGAAGACAUCAGAUCCUACAGCAAGCAGAGGGCAGCCAUUGAACGGGAGUAUGGCCAGGCACUCCAGAAACUGGCCGGGCCAUUCCUGAAGAGAGAAGGGCAGCGAAGUGGGGAGGUAGACAGCAGGACAGUGUUUGGUGCCUGGCGCUGCCUUCUGGAUGCCACUGUGGCUGGAGGCCAAACCCGACUUCAGGCGUCUGACCGAUAUCGUGACCUAGCAGGGGGUACCGGGAGGAGUGCCAAGGAGCAGGUGCUUAGAAAGGGGACAGAGAGCCUCCAGCAAGCACAGGCUGAGGUGCUACAGUCCGUCCGGGAGCUGAGCCGAAGCCGGAAGCUCUAUGGGCAGCGAGAGCGAGUGUGGGCCUUGGCACAGGAGAAGGCAGCCGAUGUCCAGGCCAGGCUGAACCGAAAUGACCAUGGGAUCUUCCACUCUCGGACCAGCCUCCAGAAACUGAGCACCAAGCUGUCCGCCCAGUCAGCCCAGUAUUCCCAGCAGCUGAGAGCAGCCCGCAACGAGUACCUGCUAAAUUUGGUGGCCACCAAUGCUCACCUUGCCCAUUACUACCAAGAGGAAUUGCCAGCACUGCUCAAGGUCCUGGUAAGUGAGCUGUCCGAGUACUUGAGGGACCCCCUGACUUUGUUGGGACACACCGAGCUGGAAGCUGCAGAGAUGAUCCUGGAGCAUGCCCGCCAUGGGGGGAAGGCAGCUUCUCAGGUAAACUGGGAACAGGAUGUGAAGCUGUUUCUUCAGGGGCCUGGAGUCUUUUCUCCAACUCCACCUCAGCAGUUCCAGCCAGCGGGAACUGAUCAGGUGCAUGCCCUGGAACGGGGAGCGGGAGGCAUGGCUGAAGAGAGUGGCUUGGAGAGAGAGGUUCAGCGCUGGACAAGCAGGGCUGCCCGGGACUACAAGAUCCAGCAUCAUGGGCAUCGGGUCCUGCAGCGACUGGAGCUGAGGCGUCAGCAGGCUCCAGAGCGAGAAGCUCCAGGCGUAGAACAGAGGAUACAGGAAGUGAGGGAGAACAUCCGACGGGCACAGGUGAGCCAAGUGAAAGGGGCCGCCCGGUUGGCCCUGCUACAGGAGGCUGGCCUCGAUGUGCAGCGGUGGCUGAAGCCAGCCAUGACCCAAGCCCAGGAUGAAGUGGAACAGGAGCGACGACUUAGUGAAGCUCGACUUUCCCAGAGGGACCUCUCUCCCACAGCUGAGGAUGCUGAGCUUUCUGACUUCGACGAAUGUGAGGAGGCUGGGGAGCUCUUUGAGGAGCCUGCCCCACCAGCCCUGGCCACCAGAGCCCUUCCCUGCCCUGCCCAUGUAGUGUUUGGCUAUCAGGCAGGACGUGAGGACGAGCUGACUAUCACAGAGGGUGAGUGGCUGGAGGUCAUAGAGGAAGGAGAUGCUGAUGAAUGGGUUAAGGCUCGGAACCAGCAUGGUGAAGCAGGCUUUGUUCCUGAACGAUAUCUCAACUUCCCGGAUCUCUCCCUUCCUGAGAGCAGCCAUGGCAGCGACAAUCCCUCAGGAGCAGAGCCCACAGCAUUCUUGGCACGUGCUCUGUACAGCUACAUAGGACAGAGUGAAGAGGAGUUAAGUUUUCCUGAAGGGGCACUCAUCCGCCUGUUGCCCAGGGCUCAAGAUGGAGUGGACGAUGGCUUCUGGAGGGGAGAAUUUGGGGGGCAUGUUGGAGUCUUCCCAUCUCUCCUGGUAGAGGAACUGCUUGGUCCCCCGGGGCCACCUGAACUCUCUGACCCUGAACAGAUGCUGCCAUCCCCUUCUCCUCCCAGCUUCUCCCCUCCUGCACCCACCUGUGCCUUGGACAGAUCCCCUGCACCUGCUCUGCCUUCUGACAAAGUCAUAGACUGCCCUGGACCCCUAGACAUGAUGGUGCCUCGACUCAGGCCGAUGCGUCCACCACCUCCCCCACCAGCCAAAGCCCCGGAUCCUGGUCAUCCCGAUCCUCUCACUUGAAGGCCAGGAGUCACUGCCCUUCGGUGAUGCUGCUGCCCCUGACUCCAUGCUGACAGAAGCCACCCCCUCAAUGGUCUGGAGCGACAUAAGCAAAAGCUGCAGUCUUCCCCGAUGUCCAUUCUCACCUCCGGGGGUAGAAAUUUACCCUGUUCCCAUUUCUGGGAUUUGAACCCACACCCUCCCCGUAUUGUUCUCCUGCCAUUUCUGGAAGUACCCCUUUGACUUUGUGCUAUCACCCCAUAUCUAAGGUGGUAAAACACCACAAAAUCUUCGGGGCUGGAACCCAUCUCCCAAAGCCUUGCAUGGCUCUGGCUCAUCUGUGUCUUCACCCGGCCUCUGUGGUCAACCCCACCCUGAAUGUCAGGGUCAGUAGGCCUGGGGCCAGGAGAGGACUUUGGAAGUCAGAAGGAGCUGAGCCAGGAUGCAAAGCAACUGUAAUGGUCUGAGCGGAUUUAUUGACAGUGAAUAAAGGGUAUGAAGUCCAAGACAGGGCUUGGGCCUCUUGUGCCAAGACGGCAGGGAGCCUAAGGUGCUAUUGCUUUAGGGGCCCACCGAGGGUAGGGCCUGGUCCCAGCUGCCACGCUCUAGCAUGUGGAGCGAGGUUUUGGGGAAGGCAGGCCAGGCAACCUGUUGGCAGGUGGGGAAAGGGAAAAGAUGAGGGGCCAGGAAGUGCGAGGGGCUCCUCCUGAGGUCCCUCAGUCAGGACCAUCUCCAGAUGAAGUAGAGCUGGUCCCUCAGCUGAGCGGCAGAGCUGGCCAGCGGAGGGGAGAGUCUUCCUGGCUGGCUGUCCCCUGGCAAUGCCUGCUGGUAAUCCAUCAGCACAGUGAAGACUGAGGCUUGGAAGAAAGAAAGGAAAAGAGUGUUGCUUCCUAGUCAAGUUCUGUGCUCCAGCCACUUAUUUAACUCCUGGAGGACAUCUGUGCCCACUCCCCACACACUAAACAUAUAGUUCACCCCCAGGGUUCAGGGAGUUGGUGGACUCGAGUAGUUUAGACACAGGGUGGGAGGGUGAGAUUACCUGAUCUCGAGCUCAGGGAGACUCGCCUCACAUACCCCCUGCUUCUGGUGGUAGAGAGUCCUGAGAGAAGGGGAGGUAUUCAGUGGGAACAGGAGGUGGAUCAUAUCCAUGUUGCCCAGAGUAGGAACCGUAAGAUGUGUCCACCACUGCCCAGCGCAGCCCUGACCAUGUCUUCAUACCUGCUGACCUGAGGUGUCCAGUUUGGUUGGCUGUCCAUUUGCUUCUUGACUAGGCAGCCCUGGGCUUGGGCCUGUCCCUCUAGUGCCCACGUUCAGUUCUGCAGAGGUACCAGGGGUCCCCUCAAGUGUACAAGGGACUAGGCUGGCAUCCUUGAGUCUUCCAUUCUGCACUGGGUGGGUGGCUGCGGCCUGGGAGGGUGGUGGCUCAGGGAGCAGCCUCUCAAUGGCAGCUGUCCCUGUCCUAGGCUGCCCUCCAGCCACCUGACUAACCCCUGGUUCCUGUCCUCCACCAGAGCCCCAGCUUCUGUCUGUAGGGGAACCAUCACGGUGUUCAUGAAGGCCAUAGCGCUUCUCAAUGUGUGUCACUCGGAAUCUGGGUGGGAAGAGAACAUUGCAACUCAGGCCUGCAGCUCAGAGGCUCCCUAAACCUCCCUCCCUGGGUUUGAUGGCAGUUUCUGUGACCUGGGGUAGGGAAGCCUUCUGAGACUGUGGGACACUGUGCAGCCUGACCCUUGCUGUAGUCGCCCAGUUGUUCAAAGAAAGAGCUGGGCCCCACCUUGGGGGACAGGAUUAUCGGGGCCCCAAUUUAACCUCUUUUCUUGGACCACUAUAUCCCCACCUGCCCACUGAGAAUACAGUGGUCUCUCCAGGUCUUGGGCGGCCUUUUCCUUCCUUAGAGCGACCCUGGCGGACAAGUGGGGGCCUCUUGCUGCGGCUGCAGUGGAUGCAAGGAGCUGCAGAGCCAAGGUGUACUGUGUGAUGAUGAGAAGGGGCUCCAUCCUGCAGGCUGGAGGUGGCAUCCACACUGGUCCACAGGAGGGAAGGGAGCAGAAACAAUAUUUUCAAUUUCCUUCCUGGUUCCUCCUGUUCUUUCAAUAUGCUCUUUAAACCUCCACAAACCCCACCUUCCCCAGGUUCCAACAUCCCUUUGUCUUUAAUAAAUUCACUGUUAAGUCCCAAA